UUGGUCGGACUCCCUUCCGCUCGCUCUCCUCUCUCCUCUCUGCCUCCAGGGACGCCCUCGUUGCCUCCGGCUUCUUCUCCGUCAGCGCCCGAGCCCUUCGAAGGCGCUCCCCGCAGGAUCGCUCCGCCGAGCUCGCUCCUCACCAUCGUGCUGCUGCCCUUAUUCCUCGCUUAACUAGUUGUUACAUUCUUCAGGUUGUUACAGAGAGAAAGAGAAAUGGCGUUGUCGUCAUGGACGCAGUGGCUCAUCAACCCCCGCCGCAACUGGCUCGCGCGCCAGCACAUGAAGGCCGUCUCCAAACGCCUCAGGAACUACGGGCUUCGGUACGAUGAUCUGUACGAUCCGUACUACGAUCUAGAUAUUAAGGAGGCCCUCGCGCGGCUCCCGCGGGAGGUGGUGGACGCACGGAACCAGCGGCUCAAGCGCGCCAUGGAUCUCUCCAUGAAGCACGAGUACUUGCCCGAGGAUCUCCAGGCACUGCAGACACCAUUCAGAGGCUAUCUUGGUGAUAUGUUGGCUCUGGUGAAGAAGGAGAGGGCCGAGCGAGAGGCAUUGGGGGCUCUGCCUCUCUACCAGCGGACCAUUCCUUGAAGUGUCUCUGUGAUGUGCUUUCUUUGUUUCUGAAUUCUAGUAAAGAUGAAAUAAGAUGCAGUGAAUAAUGCUGGAACAUGUGUCUCAUCUGAACUAUUAUUUUGAUGAUUUCCUUCUUGUCUCUCGUAAAUCAUCAGUCUAUCUGCAUUCCUUGAAUUUCUGUAGACCUCUAUGACGCAGCAUGUAUAUAUCUGUUCAUUAUUCUUGCAAGACUCUACUAAGUGGAGACUUUAAAGGAUCUUUUUGGAGCUACCCAUGAUAACACCUAUAUUUUUGCUUUUA
Messenger RNA from Ananas comosus (pineapple), 873 nucleotides. Its product is annotated as cytochrome b-c1 complex subunit 7-2-like. The coding region runs from base 217 to 591 and encodes 124 amino acids. NCBI's taxonomy places the organism in Eukaryota, Viridiplantae, Streptophyta, Magnoliopsida, Poales, Bromeliaceae. Gene Ontology annotation, biological process: mitochondrial electron transport, ubiquinol to cytochrome c. The record is from RefSeq and is a predicted model, not a curated record. The transcript is spliced from 5 exons.